Molecule: messenger RNA, 666 nt
Organism: Clonostachys byssicola
Lineage: Eukaryota; Fungi; Ascomycota; Sordariomycetes; Hypocreales; Bionectriaceae
Source: the annotation of a GenBank genome assembly
AUGGAUAUUGACGAUAUCCUGAGAGAAGUCGAUCCCACUUCUAGCGGGGUGCCCAACGAGACGAGCGACCUGCAAUCCCUGACGCGUCUCUGGGUUGCCGAACGCUCUGCUCCCGAGCUCCUGGAGUGGCCUUCUGGUGGUUUGUUUGAACGCAUCAAUGACAGGAUCAAGGCGCAGAUCGAGAAGAUUGAGAUCUUGACGGGUGACAUGGACCCCAAGACCAACUUCGCCCUGAUCGUCAUCCAAACAGAGCUUGAGAGAUAUAAAUUUCUCGUGAGGAGCUAUUUAAGGGCCAGGAUAGCCAAAAUCGACAAGCACACACUUCACUAUCUAUCCAGCGAGGAGCUCAGAAAUAGGCUGUCAGAGACAGAGCUCGCCUACGCAACAAGGCACCAGGCCCUCCUCCACAACCACUAUCUCUCCUCUUUUCUAUCCUCCUUCCCCACGCAGCUGCAGAACCUAAACGACACCGCGGGAAAUGUCAGCAUGAUUGACUCCCCCGAUCUGGAUGCUGCUGUCUUCAUACGCAUGCUUCGUGACCGGCCGGUGACUGGCCAAGGCACGGAUGCGGAUAUCACAUUGAACGCAAGCAACGGCGAGGUGUUGAUUCUUCGGUGGUCAAGUGCCAAAUCCAUCGUCGAGGACGGUGAUGCUGAGCUGGUUUAG